Messenger RNA from Salvia splendens (bonfire salvia), 2202 nucleotides. RefSeq names its product pentatricopeptide repeat-containing protein At3g04760, chloroplastic-like. Lineage: Eukaryota; Viridiplantae; Streptophyta; Magnoliopsida; Lamiales; Lamiaceae. Gene Ontology annotation, molecular function: protein binding. The coding region runs from base 124 to 1044 and encodes 306 amino acids. The record is from RefSeq and is a predicted model, not a curated record. The transcript is spliced from 2 exons.
UUUCCUGUUUUCUUCAAAUGAACCUAAGAUUUUAUUCUACUAUAUAAACUCUCCCAAGAAUUCAAUAAACAUUCAGUAAACUUCCCAAAUUAACCCAAGAAUUCCAGAUCGACAAUCAAAAUCAUGUCUUUGAAGUCAGCCCUCAUCUUCCCAAGAUUUCUGUCAAAUUGUUGCUUGCAUUAUCACCUAAUUCGAUGCUUUUCGGCUUAUCCUAGAUUUGAUUUUAGCCGUAUAGUUGAGCCUGAUGAUGCCAUCGAUGAGUUCCGAAAUAUGUUAAGAAUGCAUCCGCUUCCUUCUGUUAUUGAUUUCACCAAGUUGUUGAGUUCUGUGGUCAAGAUGCAACAGUUCACACUUGCCCUUCACAUGUUCGACAAAAUGCUUCAGAGGAAUGCUCCUGUAGAUCACUACACCUUGAGUGUUACAAGCUACAGUAGUUUGAUGGACGGGUACUGUAAAAUGGGACGAAUUGAUGAAGUUUGUCUGUCUUUUUCCAUGAUUCGCGCCAAUGGGUUAGAGCGUGAUGUGGUUUCUUAUAGCAUAAUGCUGGAGGCUAUAUUUGGUGAUGGUCGAUGUGAAGAGGGAUUGAAGUUGUUCAAAGAGAUGGAAGCUCUACAGGUUUAUCUAGAUACAGCAACUUAUGGAAUCUUGUUACAUGGUCUGUGCAAUGCCCGUCGUAUUGAUGAAGCAUUAUCCAUGUUAUAUACCAUGGAAAACAAAGGUUGCUUGCCUGAUGUUGUGAUAUAUACAAUUCUUAUUUCUGCCCUUUGUGAAGAAGGGCGGAUAGGAGAGGCUAAAAAUUUGAUGGUGCAAAUGGUGAUCAAGGGGUGCUUGCCCGAUAGUGUGACUUACAAUAUUUAUGUUCAAGCUCUUCUCAAAAGGAACAAGAUGGACGAUGUGAUUCUUGUUUUGAAAGAGAUGACUGCAAGAGGGGGAUGCACGCUUGGCGCUACCACUUUUACGAUGCUGAUUGAACCUCUACGAAGGGAAGGCAAAGAUAGUGUUUUGUUUGAUUUGGUUAAGAAACUAUUACCAAAGAAGUUAUAGGCUAAUCUAGUUGGAUGUUAUGUUGUGGUACUAAUUAGUAGUAUUUUAACAGAUAGUUUGGAGUGUAAAAGUUCUUAUUUGGUUGUUAAAAUAUAAGAACACGAGAAACUAAGGAAAAUAAUUCAGGAUGACAAGAGACCAUACAUAGAGACAACUAAUGCUUAUUUAUCACAAAUCGAGCUUAACUGUAAGGCACACAUUAAACAGGAUAUUAGUAUGUAAAUACAGAUAGAGGCUGCCAACAUUUCCUCAAAGUUUGUGAUUUUGAGGUUCAGUUUUUGCUAUUACAUUUGGCUAGUUCAGUGAUCUCUGAUGUGAAAAUAUUUGGGUCGAAUUGAUGAUUACUAUUGUUAUUAUUGGAAUAUUGAACUGUGAGUUAUUUGAACUGCUAAUCUAUUUCUGGAUGAAUGAGUUGUGAAAGGGUUCAGCAUCGUGGAUUUUUCCAAUGAUAUAACAGUUUAUCAGAAUUAGGCGACUGCUGCUGAAUCGAUAACAAGUUCGUUGUCCCUUGUUAAGUAAUACUGGUCCGGUCCCUUCUCCUUCUCCUUUCCAGUUCAAACACUGGAGUAGUCCGGUCCACAUAGUAAAUGGAAUGGCUAAGGAUCCGAUGAGUCCAGUUCCAGGUACUCAGUGUCGUGGCCACGAUGAUGGUGGCGACAAGUUCACCAGAUCACACAUAGCGCACAGCUACUCAUCAGGCAGCUUGGGGGAGCUCCAGUUCGGAAACACUAAUGCUGGCCCUGCCUGGACCCCUCUGAACAGAAGCCAAACGCGUCUCCAGAGUAGGAGAUCCCAAUCACGGGAGGAUCUCAUUUCUUCCAUGGCAGAGGGAAACGCGAUGAAGCCCUGAGACCAAGGAAAGUGAACAACCAACUGCAGGUCUCUUGAACGGAGUGGUUGCUGCUGCAUGGUGUUUGCCCACGGAAACGAGACGUGGAAAGACGAAGCGGAGGGAUGGAGUUUGGAGAUACAUAAAAGGUACAUAUGAAUGUUGUUAGGUGAUGCCAAUAACAUGAUGUUAGUCUCUAGCUAAGUUUAUAUAUUCAUUCAUUGAGGUCAUAGAUUUAUUUAUAGGGUUGGUCACCUCUAUUUGAACUAAGACAUUUAUUUUAGUAUUCUUUGAAAUCAUACAAAUAUAUAUAUACAAAUAUUUGAACU